CCUGCAUCAGUGAAGGUAAAGAUAGAAUUACAAGUUUCUUUGGAAAACUUAAAACCAGAACUGAAAUUCAACACUGAUGAUUAAAGUACUUUUCAUAUGAAAGAAGGCCGAAUGCCGUCUGCAAGACAAGAGGUACGGGAUGAAAUAAAAAACAUUGUCUUGACCUAUUGUCAAAAUCCAGCGAGAAGAAGGUUACUACUGCGCAGCGCCGCCAUCUGUCAUUCAAUUCAAACUGUAAACAUAGCCUAGAUCCUUAGAAGAAAAGAGGCCCCUUGGGUAUUUCAAUGCUUACCGCGAAUCCAUCUUCGUGACAAUUUUGAAAUUUUCGUUCUUGGGGUCUCGGCCAAAGAAAAUAUGUAUAGAAAGUGAAACAGGAUUGUCACUUUUGGCUAGGCUAGAAACCCGUCCAAGUUUGACAGGAUUGGAUCCCAUCCUGUUCCCAAGUGGUCUCCAGCCAGGUGAAAUUGUUCAACUUACUGGUCAUCCUGGAAGCGGAAAGUCAUUGAUGAUACUUCAUUUAAUAGUUUCUGUGCUUCUUCCAAAAACAUGGAAAGGAAUAUAUCUUAAUGGCUGUGAAGCUGGAGUAAUUUUUGUUGCUUGUAAUAGCGAUUUAAAUAUAUGGCAGCUUGAAAAUAUGUUAAAAAAGAAAACCCUCUUUCGGAAAAAUCGCCAAGGCAAUAAGAGACACAGAUUCUCUGAAGGAGGAGGAGAGCCAGAGAAGAGUGAUAAGGAUUACAAAUUCUUGGGAAAAGAAUGGGCCAAAUCUGUCACCUUCAAGAUUAACCUGUCAAUACUCAAGUGCCCAGUUUUGAACAUAAAUCAGGAUACUGGCAGUGAGUUCUCACAUGGCGAGUCUUCUGAAUGUGCUGAUAUUACUCAAGGUCAGUCUACUAGUAGCAAAGGAGUAGGUUUAGGUAAGAUUAGCAAUCUUAGAACGUUGUUUUGUGUUGCUUUAGUUUCAAAUCAGAGGAGAGCGAAAUUGAGUUUUACAGUCCAUGAGGAAGGAAUCAGAUGGUGUAAUUGAUUGAUUGCACUGGUACAGGUGUAUUUAGAAUCAUAUUUGAUUAUUACUAAAGGUCUUUUAGCUAGUAGUUUGUAAGGGUGUUGUUUAGUUUAAAAAAUGAAAUACCCGUACCUGUACAGUAUUUAGUAACUGACUCUUGUACAUUCUUUGCAAAUGUAUAUUUACAUGCUUAAUCUUAUUUAUUUUUAUAAGCAUGAACUUAAUUCUGUAGAGGAAGUAUUUUUAGUGGUGUAGAAUAUAUUUUUUAAGGAAUUUAUGUCAUGUUUCAUGAAGUUCGGUAUUAUGUAUAUUUUAUUUUUUUUUCAUUGCCCAUACACAUUUGGAUGGUUGCUUUUGAAAAAAGUAAUUGUGUGGCAGAUUUUAUACAAAAACCUUAGUAUUCUAAGAAAAGGCAUGAGUUAUAAAAUUGUUUGUUUUUAAAUCUUUGCCUUUAAUCAUUGAUGGGAGAUACCAGCUCACAUAGUUAUUUGACACGCCAUAUUUGGGAAUUUUAUACUUUGAGAUGACUUUUGUAAAUGCAUCUUUGGUGUUCUGAAUUUUUUUGGUUUAUAGAUUUUUAGUUUACUUAUUAAGGCUGACUUCUGAAAUGUAUUUUCUGUACUUCAAGCUACACAGAAAUUAAAACCACGUGAAGAAUU
This is a messenger RNA of Macrobrachium nipponense, 1662 nucleotides long. RefSeq lists its product as uncharacterized. Gene Ontology annotation, biological process: DNA strand invasion; double-strand break repair via homologous recombination. Gene Ontology annotation, cellular component: centrosome; replication fork; Rad51B-Rad51C-Rad51D-XRCC2 complex. Gene Ontology annotation, molecular function: four-way junction DNA binding. NCBI's taxonomy places the organism in Eukaryota, Metazoa, Arthropoda, Malacostraca, Decapoda, Palaemonidae. The record is from RefSeq and is a predicted model, not a curated record.